Molecule: messenger RNA, 1946 nt
Organism: Thalassophryne amazonica
Lineage: Eukaryota; Metazoa; Chordata; Actinopteri; Batrachoidiformes; Batrachoididae
Gene: emx2
Product: empty spiracles homeobox 2
Exons: 3
Coding region: 324-1067 (247 amino acids)
Biological process (GO): regulation of DNA-templated transcription; central nervous system development; neuron differentiation
Molecular function (GO): DNA binding; DNA-binding transcription factor activity, RNA polymerase II-specific
Source: RefSeq, a predicted model, not a curated record
GUCUUCUCGUCCGCAGCUGAAGGCGAGCAGCGACCAAUCACCAUGUGACUGCAGCCUUCAGAGGGAGCUGUUUGUGGGGCUGCGGCGCUAAUUAGGCUCAUGAACUAACAAAUCGAAGCCGGCGAGGAGAAGCGGCACAUCCAUGGAUUAGUCUGGGAGCACUUUCCCCCCCCCCCUAUUCGGGCUCUUCUCGACGCCGCCGCCUUUUUUUUCUUCCAACUUAUUUACUGCGCAGAAACUUUUCCCCGUUUCUUGGGUGUGGAGUAUUUUCGAAGCGAGAGCUGCAACUUUAACUUAAACUGGGGAAUCUGGACUAUCAGACCAUGUUUCAACCUACACCCAAGAGGUGUUUUACGAUAGAAUCUUUAGUGGCGAAGGAUAAUCCGCUACCGGCGUCCCGCUCCGAGGAGCCCAUCAGGCCGGCGGCUCUCAGCUAUGCAAACUCUGGUCAGAUGAACCCUUUUCUGAACGGCUUCCACUCCGGCGGCAGGGGCGUCUAUUCGAACCCGGACUUGGUGUUCGCCGAGGCCGUGUCUCAUCCGCCCAACUCCGCCGUCCCGGUUCAUCCCGUGGCCCCGCCGCACGCGCUGGCCGCUCACCCACUUUCAUCCUCCCACAGUCCGCACCCUCUGUUCGCCAGCCAGCAAAGGGACCCGUCAACCUUCUAUCCCUGGUUAUUACACAGAUAUAGGUACUUGGGCCACAGAUUUCAAGGUAACGAAACGAGUCCAGAGAGCUUCCUUUUGCACAAUGCGCUGGCCAGAAAACCCAAAAGAAUUCGGACAGCUUUUUCACCUUCACAACUCCUGCGGCUCGAACACGCGUUCGAGAAAAACCAUUACGUGGUGGGAGCAGAAAGAAAGCAGCUCGCGCACAGCCUUAGCCUCACAGAAACUCAGGUAAAAGUCUGGUUUCAGAACCGGAGGACGAAGUUCAAACGACAGAAGCUGGAGGAGGAGGGUUCGGAGUCUCAACAGAAGAAGAAAGGUUCACAUCACAUAAACCGGUGGAGACUGGCGACGAAACAGGCGAGUCCGGAGGAAAUCGAUGUCACUUCGGACGAUUGAAAGACUAAAAAAAAGAAAAAAAAAAAGGAGAAAAGAAAGUGACAGUGAGAUGGUUAAAAACAGUCAAUGCCACAUUUCAGAUCUGGGGAGAUCGGCAGCUGAUGUGAGAGACACCUGAGUGGUGGCCCUGCUGUCACCGCAUGGGCCCGUCGCUCCGCGGGACCCCGGAAAUCCUACCUGACCCCUUUCUAUUCGCCACCACAAACCCACACAAACAUUUUUUUUUUGAUUACUACAAUUCAUAACGGACACUUUGCACUUCAGAUUUUUAUUUUUAAUUUUUCAAGAAACGUCUCCAGUGAAGAUACCAAAACUCAAAGAACUGCUUUUGUAAAACUUGAACCUGCAUGGUAGACUUAUUUUAGUUGUUUUAACUUUUUCCCCCUCAAACAAAGCAACAAAAACAAUUAAAAAAAACAAACAAAUUAAUUUGAAAUUUUAUUUUCAAUAUGUCGUGCUUCUUUUUACAGUGUGCAGUCUUUAAUUCUCGUGUAAAAGUGAUUGUAAAAAAAGAAACAGCAAAAAACAAAUGAAGUAGCGCUGCUGCGUUCUAGUGUUUUUAAAGAAAAGAGAACAAUUUGGGAAAAAAAAAAAGAGAGAGAGGGGGGUAUCAGGACAUUCCUUUAAAGCUUUACCAAUGUGUCCCCUCUGUCAGGAUUUAUUGACCCUCCUGUGAAAGUUGCCACGAAGGACAAGAAUCAAGCACGGAGCGGAUUCCAUGUACAGAAAUACUCAGAAUUCAUGUUUCUGUUAAACCCUCUUUUACACCGUGUAAAUACUUUUUGUGUUUGUGUUAAGUUUGCUACAAUUUUAACACAAAGUAUACUUCCAAGAAGUAUGUAAUUGUCAAUAUUUUGUCAAUAAAGUUUUAUCAGUAUG